Molecule: messenger RNA, 1164 nt
Organism: Sphaeramia orbicularis (orbiculate cardinalfish)
Lineage: Eukaryota; Metazoa; Chordata; Actinopteri; Kurtiformes; Apogonidae
Product: granzyme G-like
Exons: 5
Coding region: 26-808 (260 amino acids)
Biological process (GO): proteolysis
Molecular function (GO): serine-type endopeptidase activity
Source: RefSeq, a predicted model, not a curated record
CUUCAGCUGCUCCACUCACCUCACCAUGCAUAAUCGCUGUGAACUGGUGAUAUUCAUACUGGCAAUGACUGUUCAUACAGAGGCAGUACAUGAAGGUCGUGAGGCUGUGCCACAUAGUAGACCAUACAUGGUGCUUGUUGAGAAGAUUCUAGUAGAUGGUAGAACUACAUACUGUGGUGGUUUCCUUCUAAAUGAGCAUUUUGUGAUGACUUCAGCCACUUGUGAUGCCAGAUCCUACAGAGUCUUUUUAGGACUUCACAGUUUCUAUAACCAAAAAAAUGUUCAGAUCAUAGAUGUGGAAAACGCAUUUCCACACCCAGAUUUCGACAGCAAGGAUUUUAAACAUAACAUAAUGUUACUUGAGUUAAAAUCCAAGGUAACAUUGAACUCCAAUGUGAGACCAGUUGAUGUUGCAGAUGAUUUUGAUCCUGCUCCAAAAUCAUGCAUCAUCUCUGGGUGGGGAUUCCAUGUGACAGCCUCUAUGGCUACUUAUCUCAGGGAAGUCAGUGUAACUCUACUUCACUCCAUGUCAUGCAAAAUGGACGAGUCUUACUGUUCUGAGGGAGAACAGGGACCUGGUGAAGCAGAUGCAGGUGCUCCACUGGUCUGUGAAAACGGAAAGGCUUAUGGGGUGGUGUCUGCCACCUAUGUGGACACCCAAGGGGGCCUGAAGGUGCAUCAUUAUACCAAGAUUCUUGACUACAGAGACUGGAUUGAGUCCAUCAUGACAACUGUGUCAGACACAAUAUUCAAGUCAUACUGGUGUGGAGCUUUGAAACCCACGGUUCCUGAGCCAGAUGCAGAUUAGAUUAGAUUAGACUUUAUUGAACCCACAAUGGGUAUUUUCAAAGAUCAAGGCAGCGACAGAAUAAAGUGCAAGAAAACAUGUGCAUGCAGAAAGAUUGUGCAGAAGACAAAGUAUAAAAUAAUAAUAAUAAUAAUAAUAAUAAUAAGAAGAAGAAGAAGAAGAAGAAGAAGAAGAAGAAGAAAUAAAUAAAAACUCAAAUUACUAUAUACAUAUUUACAACAGAGUGGAAUUGCAAUAUGUCCGACGGUACAGAUGAGACACAUACAGGACAGGGUUACACUGUUGGUGGAAAUAAACGACCUGUGAGUCAAUCAGUCUUUAUGGUCUGAUGUAGUUCUUCUCUUCGGUGGUCUUGU